Haplochromis burtoni (Burton's mouthbrooder) is the source of this 3339-nucleotide messenger RNA. It is a transcript of the gene rgs8, whose product is annotated as regulator of G protein signaling 8. The record is from RefSeq and is a predicted model, not a curated record. The transcript has 5 exons. Lineage: Eukaryota; Metazoa; Chordata; Actinopteri; Cichliformes; Cichlidae. Bases 279 to 803 code for a protein of 174 amino acids.
CCAGCCCCACUCUCUGCCUCCAUCCAUCUCAGCUGCUCUCUCCCCCCCACCUCACAAUUUCACACCAAUGAGCAUGCCGCAUGUAGCUCCCACUCACUGGCAUCAGAAACACUAGAUAUCUUCAGUGCUGAGCAGUACAGUUUCAAACAAAUACACAACAGCAUUGGCUAGACGGAGGCUGCGUUCAGCCAAAAGGCACGUUGGGGAUAGGCAGUGAUAAAAAAAGAGGGGGAGAAAGAGUCCAGCUGCUCUCUCACACCGGACUCAAGAUUUGCACCAUGAAGACCAGACUAGGCUGCCUGUCCCACAAAUCUGACUCCUACAAUGACUUCUCAGAAUUCCUGCCUCCAGCCCACGAAACCACAGCCAGGUGUCUGAAACUAUCAACCGAUGAAGUUGUUCGAUGGUCUGAAUCAUUCGAUAGCCUCCUCACUCAUAAGUAUGGGCUGGCAGCUUUCCGGACAUUUCUUAAGUCAGAAUUCAGUGAUGAGAAUAUUGAGUUUUGGAUGGCCUGUGAAGACUACAAAAAAAUCAAGAGCUCAGCUAAGCUGGUGUCAAAAGCAAACAAGAUAUUUAAGGAGUUUGUUGAGGUUCAGGCACCAAGAGAGAUUAACAUUGACUACCGUACCAGGGAGAAGACUAAGCAGAGCCUGGCGGAUCCCACCCCAACCAGCCUCAAUGAAGUCCAAGGUAAAAUCUACAGCCUCAUGGAGAAAGACUCCUACCCACGGUUUCUCAGGUCCAAGAUGUACCAGGAUAUAGUCAACAGGGCACAAGCGCGAGGACAACGAAGGUCUGUUUGACAAACAGUGGCAAUAAAACUGGACCUUUACUGUAGAUCAUUUAUCCUUUGAAAUCUCUUAAUACUGUGAAUCUGCAAGGAUGGGGGUGACCUGCUUGACUGUUUCCUUUAUCAACACCAGCUCCAUGCAUGCAAUCCCUCUAGAUAAAACGUGUCUCUGUGGACUGCAAUAUACAAUACAAUGAGUGUGGAUGAUUAUAAGCUAAUGGUUUGCUGAGCAAUCUGUCUGAAAUAUCAAAAUAAAAGUACAGUAUCAUGCAAUAAUGAUAGUUAUCACAAUAUUUGCUAUGUUUUGUUAGUUCUUUAGCUAUGUAAGUUAUUUAUUUUUAUAUCAGUCAUGCACUAUGUGAUUAUAGGCUAUAGACUCAAAUAAAAGACUCAAAUAGAGACUGGUAAGUGGUGGUUUGAAUUGAUAUAUGCAUUUCUGUAGUAAAGAAACUUUACAGUCAAUAAAGAAAUCAAAUGAGUUGUUCAAAUAGUCCUAAAAGCAAAAGAAAACCUUUAUGGUAAUCUCCAUGUGCACCUCUGGAUUGUUACUGCUUGAUCACUACAUGGAAAUACAGUUGUGACCAACUGUGAACCUGUGAUUUCACAAUGGUCCUUAGACUUGAGAGACCAGACACCAAACUUCAUAUCACAGCAAGUAGUUGGAUUAUGACCAAGAACAUAUCUGUGUACGUGUGUGUGUGUGUGUGUGUGUGUGUGUGUGACUGAUUACUAUGGUUGUGCACUGUGAAUUUUCAAAAUCCUAACAGUGAACAUUCUGCAACAUGAAUCUGAAGCUUUUUGGCCUUGCCAACUCUAUUUUUUCUCACCAGCUGCCUACUUCCCAAAUUUGACUUGUCCAGUCCAAGUAGUCAUGAUGUGACCACUUGGACUGAUCUGCAAAAAGCAGAUAAAACUAAAACUGAGUUAUUAUUUAUUAUUUAUUUUUAUAACUGAAUUUUCUUUCUUUCUUUCUUUCUUUCUUUCUUUCUUUCUUUCUUUCUUUCUUUCUUUCUUUGAUCGCACCUUUGUUUACCUCCGUGAUUGCAGUUGGUCAGAAAUUUGUAGGAAGUUUCAUAGCAAAAUAAAUGAUUUGUCUGGUUGUGGCCCGUUCACAUUCUUUUACAUAUAUUACAACCAGUAACUGUUCCUAACCUGAAUGGUUAUUACACAUAGAAACCAGGUGUUGGUUUAAGCAACACAUUUCAAGUACUCAUUGGUUGAAAUAAAUUUAUAUAAUAAUUUAAUAAAUAAAGUUUUCCUGGAUAAUAAACAGCACAGGUUAUAUAUAAGUCACUGGGUGGCCUACAUGUUGUAUGUUCUUUUCCAUCUUAUGCAUCUAUUCCCAACCCUCUCUUUGUGGACUUUGCAGCCCUGCAUCAUCCUUCUUAUUUGCUUUCAUUAUAUUACUCUGCUAAGUAGAGGGUGCUAUCACAAUAAAACAUGGGUCACAGCAAGCAGCACAAAUGUUGUGCAGGGUGUCUUUUUCAAUGGGAAGAGGGUCUCUCUGCUUUAUUUUCUCUCUUUUCAAGAGUUCACUGGAUUUAUGAAUAUUUCUGAUAUAUUUUAUCACUGAGGAAACUAUAUUGUGGUAAUUAUCAUUAUUGCUUUAUUGCUCAGCCCUGCCACUACUUGUCUUACCUCGUCUGUGAAAUAGACACUGUUGUAUGCAGGUAAUUAUACCUGCUGUGGUAGUUUGUGUGUUUACAAUGAACAACUAAGUGAGUGACCACUUAAUAUCUGAAACUGUGCCAAAAUAAUCAAUUGCACUUCGAUGUUGUUAUUGCAUAAUACUGUGUAUCUUAAACUGCAGGUAAUCUGUCAGCUCAUUUCACUCAGCUCAACAGACAGAGUUUAGCUUUCACUUCGGUUCUAAAUGAUAAAAAUUGUUUAGGCAGUCAAAGAUUCCCAAAUCAGAUUCCUUUCAUCAUUUCUGGUGAUUUGGUCGGUUUAAAAUGUGUUACUGAACUGUAAUGAGUUUUUUACGGAUUAUCGACUAGCAAAAAAGUUUGCAAGUAGAGUUAAAGAGUAAUUUAAAUUCCAUUCUAUAAUGGAUUGGUACCUAAUUAACCAAAACAAGCAACAUAAACAGCAGACGUUCCAUCAAGGUUACAGUGAAAUACAAUGUCCUGCUGAUACUCUUCCACUGAAUUCCAUCCAAUCUUUGCUGAAAAUAGUUUUCUGCAUGAUGCAAUACUCAGAUUUACUGUUUAUAUAUUCUUAAACAUGUACAGUAUGUUAAACAAAUACUGCAGAUAACUUUAUUUAUAAUAUGUCAGUGUGCUCCUUCAGCAUUUGAUGUGUUUCUGCAUUAGAUGUGCUCCUUAACCUACCAAUCCUUUAAAUGAAUUAAAUGCAAAACUUUCCUGAGCACUUAAAGAGUGGUAAAUAUUUUCUUUAGUGCAUGUGUACCACAUAGGCCAGCCUGUUUGAAAUGCCAGAAAACGGAUAAAGACUAAAAAAAAGCAUACUGCCAUAUAUGGUAUGUUACUGUGCUCCACAUGAAUGUAAUCUCCCUCUUCUUCUUUUUGCAUUAAAAAAGUUAAUCUGCA